AUAAGGUCACCCCGCUGCUCCGCAGUUGGGGGGAGGCUCUAGUAGUCUCACACCCAGCCAAGGGCACGUGGGGCGGGAGUUUGGGGGCCUGAGGUCCCAGGCCCCGCCCCGCCGGGCAUUUAAGUAGGGACGCUAGGCGCAGGCGCAGACAACGUGGUCCAGCUCCGGGUGCUGCAGGUUCCCCGCAGCAAGUUGCGCGCGAGUCCCACCGCCAGCCCCGCGCCCACCCCGAGACGCACGCACAUGGAGGAGGACGCCACCCCCCCGGACAAGCCCCGCGUCCGCCCCGCGGCGGCGGUGCUGUGCCGCGGCCCUGUGGAGCCGCUUGUCUUCCUGGCCAACUUCGCGUUGGUCCUGCAGGGCCCACUCACCACUCAAUACCUGUGGCACCGCUUCAGCACCGACCUCGGCUACAAUGGCACCCGCCAUCGGGCGGACUGCAGCAAUCGUAGCGCGGACCCCACUAUGCAGGAAGUGGAGACCCUCACCUCCCACUGGACCCUCUACGCAAACGUGGGCGGCUUCCUUGUGGGGCUUUUCACGUCCACCCUGCUGGGAGCCUGGAGUGACAGUGUGGGCCGCCGGCCACUGCUGGUGCUGUCCUCACUCGGCCUGCUGGUUCAGGCCGUGGUGUCCAUCUUUGUGGUGCAGCUGGAACUCCACGUUGGCUACUUCGUGCUGGGCCGCAUCCUUUGUGCCCUCCUUGGUGACUUCAAUGGUCUCCUGGCCGCUAGCUUUGCGUCCGUGGCAGAUGUCAGCACCAGCCGCAACCGCACCUUCCGAAUGGCUGUGCUGGAAGCGUGCAUCGGCGUGGCUGGGAUGCUGGCCAGCCUCCUUGGGGGCCACUGGCUCCGGGCCCAGGGAUACGCCAACCCUUUCUGGCUGGCCUUGGCCUUACUGAUAGUCAUGGCUCUCUAUGCAGCUUUCUGCUUUGGUGAGACCAUGAAGGAGCCAAAGUCCACCCGGCUCUUCACACUCCGUCACCACCGAUCCAUUGUCCAGCUCUAUGUUGCUCCAGCCCCGGAGAAGUCCAGGAAGCAUUUAGCCCUGUACUCAUUGGCUAUCUUCGUGGUAAUCACUGUGCACUUUGGGGCCCAGGACAUCCUGACCAUCUAUGAACUGAGUACACCACUCUGCUGGGACUCCCAGCUAAUUGGCUAUGGUUCUGCUGCUCAGCACCUCCCCUACCUCACCAGCCUGCUGGGCCUGCGGCUCCUCCAGUACUGCCUGGCCGAUGCCUGGGUGGCAGAGAUUGGCCUGGCCUUCAACAUCCUGGGUCUGGUGGUCUUUGCAUUUGCCACCAUCACGCCCCUCAUGUUCACAGGGUAUGGCUUGCUCUUCCUGUCUUUAGUCAUCACACCCAUCAUGCGGGCCAAACUGUCCAGGCUGGUGAGCACAUCAGAGCAGGGUGCUCUCUUUUCUGCGGUGGCCUGUGUGAAUAGCUUGGCCAUGCUGAUGGCCUCGGGCAUCUUCAACUCACUCUACCCAGCUACUCUGAACUUCAUGAAGGGGUUCCCCUUUCUCCUGGGAGCUGGCCUCCUCUUCAUCCCAGCCGUUCUGAUUGGGAUACUGGAAAAGACUAAUCCUCACCCAGAAUUUCAGCAGUUUCCCCAGAGCCCUUGAUCUGCCUGAUCCAGAGGAUAGAGAGCAAGAGGAGCAGAGUGAACACAAACCCACUGGAAGCCUGUAUCUGGGAGCCCAGCCACAACGGGGCCAGCAGCUCUCCUGGAAGGGCAGAAUUCACUUUGGUCAGGAUGGUCAAGCUAGACCAAGGUGCUGCCCCAUCCACAGCUGAGCCAGGCUCUGACUAGGAUUUAGAAUCAUAACCCAAACAGGCCUACUCCAGGGCAGGUGGGGGGAGCCAUCUGAGACCAGAGCCUGUUAAACCUUUAUUCUAUCCAUCACUUAAAACCUUCCAGGGCAGAGGAGAGGUCCUGAUGGUGGUGACAUUUCAGAGACCAGGUAAAGCAUGAGGGCUGGCAUCUCUCCUUUCAGCCCAAACUACACAGCCCCUGGUGCUAGGGUCCUGGUGUGUGCAGUAGCCAGCAGGCAUGCCUUAUUGCUAAGCAUGGUACCUGGUUAGUGCCAGCCUUGGCAGGAGAAAGGGCAGUAAGAGGGGCUUGGUGCCCUCUGGAGGGGGAGUGCUGCUAUCACUGUGGUUGGGGAAUCAGCCUUUGGCUCUGGUCUUUCGACCCUGCCCUGAACAGUGCCAGUUGUCAUAAUAAAUCAGUUUAAUGAGAUAGAAAUGAA
Molecule: messenger RNA, 2250 nt
Organism: Otolemur garnettii (small-eared galago)
Lineage: Eukaryota; Metazoa; Chordata; Mammalia; Primates; Galagidae
Gene: SLC46A1
Product: solute carrier family 46 member 1
Exons: 5
Coding region: 244-1623 (459 amino acids)
Biological process (GO): transmembrane transport
Cellular component (GO): plasma membrane
Molecular function (GO): transmembrane transporter activity
Source: RefSeq, a predicted model, not a curated record